AUGGCAUCAGAGGGUCGCUACAUACGGCUGCCCUCCGACGGCUCGCCUCGUCAGAAGACAUGCCAGGAGGUGGUGAGAAAGCUGGUUCCCAUUGUUGAAUGGCUGCCCGCGUACCACUGGAAGGAGAACUUGGUCAAGGAUGUCGCCGCUGGCGUCACGCUGGGGUGUGUGUUGUUUGCCCAGUCCCUGGCCCACGCAACCCUGUCAAAGGUCAGCCUGAUCACUGGGCCUUACAGCUGCUUGGUGCCUCCCGUCCUCUACUCUCUUUUUGGGACGUGUGUCUUGGCCUCCGUGGGAACAGGCGGCUUGGUGGCCUUGCUCACAGGCGAGCAGCUAGGCCAAUUGUCCGGCGGUGAGGAGAGGAGGACCCAUGCCAGCGCCAUCUUCACCUUGGAAGUUGGACUGGUCAUAUUCUUCAUGGGUGUAUUUCAGCUGGCUUUCCUGGUGCGGUUUCUUUCGAAGCCUGCACUAAGUGGCUUCAUCACUGCCAGCGCGAUCCUCAUCAUGCUGUCUCAAGUCAAGCCAGCCAUCGGCUUGCCAAAAACAGAUAUCGGAGGAAUCGUGGACAUUGUCUUCGUGCACCCGAAGGAAAUGCGCGAUGUGAAUCCUGCAACCAUCGUGUUCAGCGUCUGCACCUUUCUUUUCUUGCGCCUUGCCAAGAAUCUGAAGUCCAUGGGAUCCUGCCUUAAGAUGGUCGCUGAAUUCAAGGAGGUCAUCUUGCUUGUGCUUUCUGCGCUAGUUUGCAGCAGGAUUGCAGAACCCUAUGGCAUCGCUGUCAUAGGACACGUGCCAGAAGGCUUCCCUGCUCUGGCUUGGCCACUACAAACCAGCGACGACUGGCAACUUGCCAAAGACCUCUUUCCUGGAGCCGUGAUGCUGGCGCUGGUGAACUUCCUCUCAUCGUUUGCAGCUGCCAGAAAGUUUGCCAUGAAGGCAGGAUACCAGGUGGUGGCUGUCAAUGAGCUCCUCGCGCUAGGAGCGGCGAAUCUGGGUGGUGCCAUGUGCGGUGCAGUUCCGACACAGAUCGGCCUCAGCCGAAUGGCAAUCGCGAGCUCCAUUGGGGUGAAGAGCCAGCUAGGGGCAAACAUCUUUGUGGCCAUUGUGAUUGCCAUGAUACUGCUGCUACUGAGCCCGUACAUCUACUACGUUCCACGGUGUGCCCUGAACAUCAUCAUCAUCUUGGGGGCAUCCUCACUCACAGAGUUCAAUCACGCAGCCUGGCUUUGGUCCCUCCGGUCCACCCGCACGCGGCAGCGCACCUACGUGGUGGACUACGCUGUUUGGUGGGUGGCCUUUCUCUUCACGCUGUAUCUGGGUGCCCUGAAGGGCAUCCUGGGUGCGGUGGUCGUGUCUUUGGUGCUGAUCGUGUACCAGGUGGCCGACCCGCCCAUCACAACUUUGGGCUACUGCGAAGGUCGUGGGCGGUGGCUGAAUGUCAAGGAGAGGACAGACACGACACAGCGCCCGGGAAUCCUCUCAUUCCGCCCGGAGGGCCCACUCUUCUACGCGAACGUGGAGCGCAUGGAGGAGUGGCUCGACGAGAUGGAGAUUUUCGCCAACGCCGAGGGAAGGCCCCUGAAGUCAAUCAUCCUGUCAGCCGCAGCAGUGCCUUUCAUGGACACCUCCGCAGUGGAAGCCCUUGGGAUGAUGCUUGAGGCAUACCGCAAGCGAAAAAUCGCAUUUCUGAUUGCCCACGCCUCCGGCCAGCCGCGUCAAAUUUUGCUGCAUGUGCUGGGCGAUUACAUGCCGGAAGGCUGCCUCGCGACACCGUGGACGGUGGAGGAGUGUGUGCAGUUUCUCUUGAAGCAGAACCAAGAGAACAUGCAGGUGCCAGAGAGGUCUUUCGACUCCUCGCCGGCGCUGUCUGCCAUGCUCUCGCCACAGGUCCAAGGCAUUCCCCGAAUCACCUCAUUUCCACAGCAUCUGGCCGUGGACGAGGAAGAUGACCAGUUUGCCGACGCAGAAGAAGAUGGCAGGCGCUUGCAAGUUCGACCGCUUCACACCUCUGCCAGCUUCGCCUCGAGCUCAAACCUGUUAUCCGUGCCCAUGAAGCCAUGA
This is a messenger RNA of Symbiodinium natans, 2058 nucleotides long. The record is from the annotation of a GenBank genome assembly. Lineage: Eukaryota; Dinophyceae; Suessiales; Symbiodiniaceae.